Messenger RNA from Candidozyma duobushaemuli, 1269 nucleotides. RefSeq lists its product as uncharacterized. Gene Ontology annotation, molecular function: protein binding. Lineage: Eukaryota; Fungi; Ascomycota; Pichiomycetes; Serinales; Metschnikowiaceae. The transcript has a single exon. The record is from RefSeq and is a predicted model, not a curated record. The coding region runs from base 1 to 1269 and encodes 422 amino acids.
AUGAGUCACGAGGAGGCUCCCCAGGAGGGUCACGAGAACCAAGAGGAGUACGUUGAUCUCAACGAUAUCGCCGAGGAGGUUGCCGAUGACCAUGGACCAGCUCCAGAGGACGAUAACGACGAUAAUGAUAUGGACAUGGACGGUCAGGAGGACCAGGAGGAGUCGAUAGAAAUUGAUCUUGCCAACAACUCGUGGACGUAUUUUGACCAGCACAAGGACUCCAUUUUCACCGUUUUUUCGCAUCCUUCCUUGCCUAUGGUGGUCACAGGAGGAGGCGACAACACAGCAUACUUGUGGACAACACACACACAACCACCCCGUUUUGUUGGUGAGCUUCUGGGUCACAAGGAGAGUGUGGUUUGUGGUGGCUUCACAGGCGACGGAAAGUUCGUGGUCACUGGUGACAUGAAUGGGCUUAUUCAGGUGCACAAGGCUGCCAAGGGUGGCCAGAAAUGGGUGAAGUUUGGCGAUUUGGAGGAGGUUGAGGAGGUUUUGUGGAUUACAGUCCACCCCACUUUGCCCUACUUUGCCUUUGGUUCCACAGACGGUUCUGUGUGGGUGUACCAGAUUGACGAGGAGUCCAAGUCGCUUGUUCAGAUCAUGUCCGGCUUCUCGCACACUCUAGAAUGUAAUGCUGGUGUUUUCGUGGGCACGGACAAGACGGAUGAGUUGUUCUUGGUCACUGCGUCUGAGGACGGUUCUAUCGUCAUGUGGAACGGUUUCACCGGUGCCGUUCAGUACAAAUUGCUGCCUCACGAUGACUUCAAGGGCGUGGAGAGCCCCUGGGUUUCUUUGAAAGCCCAAGGCUCUGUCGUUGCUGCUGGUGCUCGUGACGGCCAAUUGGCCAUCAUCAACCUUGACAGUGGUAAAAUCGUUCAGCACGUCAAGACAAUCGAAAACGUUGAGGAUGUUGCUGACUUGUCUAUUGAGGCUCUCGCAUGGUGCAAAAACUCUGCCGUGCCUCUUCUAGCCGUGGGUCUCGUCUCUGGAGAUGUGCUUCUUUUCGACUCUAAUUCGUGGAGAUUGAGAAAGACGCUCAAGGUCGACGAUACCAUCACAAAGCUUCAGUUCGUUGCUGACCUUCCCGUGCUUGUGGGAUCCAGCAUGAACGGUAAGUUGUACAAAUGGGAUGCUCGUACCGGUGAGGAGUUGUUCGUUGGUGUGGGCCACAACAUGGGUGUUUUAGACUUUGCCAUUACUGAUGGCGGUAAGGCCUUGGUUACUGCUGGUGACGAGGGUGUUUCUUUGAUUUUCCGUCCCGAGGCGUAA